CCCUUUCCCUAAGUGUUACGUGUGUCGGAAUUGUCGGACUUGUCCGUUCCCCAAACCGAUCAUCCCAUAUCUCGUGCUGUUUAUUUUUGUCCACGAGGAAAAUCGAGAACUAAGAAAAUCAAUCACACAAUGUUUGUUAACGCUAUAUACAGUGUGCUGGAGGCUAUCUCCUAUGGCGUCUAUACAUUUGUGGCCACAAUUUGGCACGUAGAAGAGGCAUUGAUUAACCUUAUGAUGUCCACGUUUCUUCUGGUGCUGAGUCUGGCGUGCCACCCGAUUAUGAUCAUUCCCAUGCUCUUGUUUUGCGUCUAUGUUUUGCGCAACUUUUGGUACCGCCGCGCCACGAAAUUUAAGAUCGAUGAAAAGGAGGCCGAUGGUGGAGUGAUGGCUGGCAUCCGGAAUACGCCUCGUACCCCCCGAAUUCCGUCCUUUCGCAGCUUUGCGGCAAAACUAGGCGAUGCUGGCGCCAAUGACACGCCCGUGCAAAAUUAAAUCAGCGCGUAGCGGCCAAAAUUUGGAUGUCUUCAUAUAUUAUUAAAACAUUCACAUGUCUGGACUGUUAUCUUAA
Messenger RNA from Drosophila serrata, 568 nucleotides. RefSeq lists its product as uncharacterized. The record is from RefSeq and is a predicted model, not a curated record. Lineage: Eukaryota; Metazoa; Arthropoda; Insecta; Diptera; Drosophilidae.